UCAAUUUCCAGGACUGUAGUUGGCACAUGCGCUAGCAUUACGACGAUUGGACAGUUUUUUUCAGACGUAUUUAUUUGCAAGGACAUAGUAAAAAAGGGAUCAACAGAAAAUGUGGCAGACACACCAUUCAUCGGCGGUAUUGCAGUUUCUCUUCUUAUGUAUGUUUAUGCAAAAAUCUUGAAUGAUCCAGCAAUGGUGUCAGUGAACAUCGCUGGAAUAACGCUCAAUGUUUGCUACUUGCUGUGUUAUUAUUUAUAUACACAUGAUAAGAAAUCUGUUCUGAAGCACGUAUGGAAUUCUUUUUUGAUAUGUGCUGUUUUUGUGGCGUAUGCCUGGUGGGAAGAUCCAGACUUAAUUGAACAUAGAUUUGGAAUAAUUGUAACUGUGUUACUGCUGCUUCUUAUUGGAUCGCCACUUUUUUCACUUGGUAAAAUCAUAAGAAGUAAAAGCAGUGCUUCUCUACCGUUUCCGUUAAUACUGUCAGGGACAGUAAUUUCUUCAGAAUGGCUUUUGUACGGGAUCAUAAUUAAAAAUCAUUUCAUUCAGUUCCCGAAUGCAGUUGCUCUCGUAUUGAGUGCCAUUCAGCUGUCACUCUUUGUGAUUUAUCCAAGUAAACCAAAAGAAAAAGAAGAAAAGAAGUAAGAUUAAUGCAGAUGUGUUU
Molecule: messenger RNA, 661 nt
Organism: Schistocerca gregaria
Lineage: Eukaryota; Metazoa; Arthropoda; Insecta; Orthoptera; Acrididae
Product: sugar transporter SWEET1-like
Exons: 1
Biological process (GO): carbohydrate transport
Cellular component (GO): membrane
Molecular function (GO): sugar transmembrane transporter activity
Source: RefSeq, a predicted model, not a curated record